GCUAUUAAACCAUUUUUUUUUUAAUUACAUUUCCCGUAACAAAUAUAUAAUAUACUCUCAGCAGAUUUUUGUGUUUGUAGGAAACGAAUAUUACAGUAAGCUUAGAGAAGAGUCAUUGAAUUGAAACUACUAAAAAAUUGUUACUCAUGGCGAUUGAGGCAUGGUUCAUGGACAAUAACAAUGAAGAUCCAAGACUUCCUCACCAUGGCUACCCCAAUGAAUUUGUUUUCUUGGACCAAUUAGCAGAAUUGGGAGUCUUAUACUGGAAGCUGAACCCUAAUGACUGUGAGAAUGAUCAAGAAUUGAAGAACAUUAGAGAAGCCAGAGGAUACAAUUACAUGGAUUUACUUGAUUUAUGUCCGGAGAAAGUUGAAAAUUAUGAAGAGAAGUUGAAGAACUUCUACACUGAGCACAUUCAUGAAGAUGAAGAGAUUCGUUACUGUUUGGAAGGAAGUGGCUACUUCGAUGUUCGAGACAAAAACGAUCGCUGGAUUCGCAUUUGGAUCAAGGCUGGUGAUCUUAUCAUUUUACCAGCAGGAAUCUACCAUCGGUUCACUCUUGACACAAAUAACUAUGUGAAGUUAAUGAGAUUGUUUAUGGGAGAGCCAGUGUGGACAGCAUAUAAUCGACCACAGGAAGAUAACCCUGCUAGAAAGGAAUACAUUAAGGGCUUGACUGAGAAAACUGGUGUGCCACUUGCAGCUCAUUAGGACCCUUAAAUCUAUGCAACUAUAUUUUAUUUUAGACAUUAUAACUUUAUGGUCUGUAAUGGAACUAUUGGAAUGUUGUUGUAUAGAUUUUACCCUAAGAGGAAAAGACCUAUAUAUCUAUGAACCUAAAACAGAUAAAGUAUGGGAAGAAUCUGUCUUAAAGAAUUUUAAGAGCAUUAGUGUUUGUUAACUUAUGA
Messenger RNA from Medicago truncatula (barrel medic), 907 nucleotides. Its product is annotated as 1,2-dihydroxy-3-keto-5-methylthiopentene dioxygenase 1. Gene Ontology annotation, molecular function: acireductone dioxygenase [iron(II)-requiring] activity. The transcript is spliced from 5 exons. The record is from RefSeq and is a predicted model, not a curated record. NCBI's taxonomy places the organism in Eukaryota, Viridiplantae, Streptophyta, Magnoliopsida, Fabales, Fabaceae. Bases 147 to 710 code for a protein of 187 amino acids.